AUGGUGGGCGAUGAUCUGCAAUGUAAAGAUCCAACGCUGGUGGAGGAAUUGCACCAUUUCUUUGCUGAACAAGAGCCCCUCGACAUGGUUCCUGGUGAUCCCAGCGGAUCUAUUCACCAACUUCUCGACGAACUUCAAAAAAGAAUGUCUUGGGAUGCAAAGGCAAUGCAAACAGACGAAUUCCUCAAAGCUGGUGCUGCUGUGGACAAGUACACGAUAGUCUGCUCGCCCGCUUGGUGCCUGUACACACGUCCGUCGACAACGGAGGCUCAUUCCCUGGAUGCUGAUGUUCUCGCCGACAAAUUGACCGAGGGCAAAUUGAAGUUGCCUGUGGCUGCUUUGGGGAUCACGCACAAACCCGAGGUACUCAAAGAUAGAUUGGCAUCUCUGAAAUUGAAAGGAAAAGAGCGGCAUGAUACUACUAGUAGCGGCAGCCCAUCGGCGGAGGGGGGCGACGAACCUCCAGCUAAGCCUGAGGUCGAUAAGUCAACUGACAGCUCGGUGGCUCCCGCAUUGCCCAAGCCGCUUGUGUUUCCGCUCCCUGCGUCAGAUAUCCAACAAAAGAUUUGCGAGCGAGAAGCUGCUGGUAGAGGCAUAUCCGGUCUGUUUGGCCCGAGGGCCUCCUGGUAA
Messenger RNA from Seminavis robusta, 630 nucleotides. The record is from the annotation of a GenBank genome assembly. NCBI's taxonomy places the organism in Eukaryota, Bacillariophyta, Bacillariophyceae, Naviculales, Naviculaceae.